GGUGACUUCCGGUCUCUUUAAAUUAAAUUUUUGAAAUGCGACACAUGCAGCCAAUUUCUUCUUUCUUCUUUUGUCAGUUUACUAUGAGUGUCGAACAAGAAUUCAUUAAAGCAAAGAGUGCGCUUGCUUCUGCAGUCGAAAGGAAUAAUAUACAGACAUGUCUAGAUAUUCUUGAUACUCUGAGUAAACAUAAGGUGACAGGAGAGCUAUUAAAAGUAAGUCAAAAAGUUUAAAUGGCAAUUUCGAUCUGCGUCAACAGGACAAUAACAAUUUCGUUGGCGGCAAUAGAGAACAGACAUUGGUAAAGCGAU
Molecule: messenger RNA, 311 nt
Organism: Mycotypha africana
Lineage: Eukaryota; Fungi; Mucoromycota; Mucoromycetes; Mucorales; Mycotyphaceae
Exons: 2
Coding region: 36-233 (65 amino acids)
Source: RefSeq, a predicted model, not a curated record